AUGGCGACUGAGGCAUCAUUUGAAUUGAGGUCCUUAAGACCUAAACAUACUUGUUCUCGAGUAUACAAGAGCUCAAUUGUCAAUUCGAGGUGGAUAUCAAAUAAACUAUAUGAUAAGUUUAAAAUUCAGCAGGACAUGCUAUUGCAAGUUAUACAAGAUGAAGUGAAGAGGAAAUGGAAUGUUGAAGUAGGUAGGAGUCAAAUGUAUAGAGGUAGGAAGAAGGCAGGAAAGAGGUUGUACGGUUGUUUGGGUGAGCAGUAUGGCAGGCUGUGGGAUUAUUGUGGGACUUUGAAGCCCAUGAAUAAAGGGUUCUUAGAAGGUUGUAGGCCUGUCAUAGGCCUAGACGGGUGCUUUUUGAAAGGACCCUACAAGGGAAUAUUAUUGGCUGCGGUUGGUCGAGAUGUCGACAUGUACCCGAUUGAUCUUAUUCCAAGUUUUGAUAAUGUUAUUCCAAUGGCGGAUCACCGAAUAUGUGUACGGCAUUUAUAUGUCAACUUUCGAGAUAAUGGGUUUCGAGGGGUGGCCCUGAAGGAAUUGUUGUGGAAGGCAACAUCAUCUUAUACUGAGGUUGACUUCAGAAUACAUACAGAAGAAAUUAAGAGAAUCAGUCCUGAUGCCUUUGACUACCUAGACAAGGUUGACCCCAGCGGAUGGUCACGAGCAUGGUUCAACGAAUCUCCCAAAUGUGACCUCCUUGUCAACAAUAUCUCCGAAUGCUUCAAUUCUUAUAUCUUGAAGGCUCAUGACAAGCCUAUUCUAACAAUGCUUGAGAUGAUUAGGAAGCAGCUCAUGAGAAUCUUGAGGCCGUUUGUGAAGCGGCAUCGGACUGCCUUUCCCCGUUAUUCUGGCGAUGGUAUGUUUGAAGUGGAGCAAGGAAGUAGGCAAUAUGUUGUUGAUAUCCGGAAUAGGAAAUGUGGCUGCAGGAGGUGGCAGAUGACUGGGAUCCCAUGUGCACAUGCACAUUCUGCCAUAACCUUUCAUGGACAUCACCCGGAGGAUUAUGUGGAUCCAUGUUAUAGCAUUGAGACGUACAAAAAGGCCUAUGCUCCACUCAUUUAUCCAAUGCCUAGUGAGGAACAGUGGAUACAGACUGAGCAUGAUGUUUUGGAUCCACCAAGAUCAAGAUUGAUGCCAAGUAGACCUCAAAAGGCCAUAAAGAGUUUAAGGACAAUUACUAGUGAUACACAGCAACCCACUGCCCCACCUACUGCAACAGUUGAGAGAAUUUUGGAAAGUGACCUUGUUGGACUUAGAUUGCCAAGCCGGAAUAGGCAACCGGCAGCACCCAGACCACCACCACCACCACCCCCACCCAGGAGAGAGUCUAGCAGAAUCAAGAAGAUGUUUUGGACAGUUCCAAUUAAUCCUCAACCUGCUGUUUUUAUUGACCUAACUACUAGGUCUAUUGUUGCUGGAGACACAGGAGGGAAAGUAGUUGGAUUGACUCCAAGAACCCCACAAGUUGCUGACAGUGGUGUAGUGGCAACAUCCUCAACAGUGGCCAAAGGAAAAAGGAUAGUACAAUUCCAUUGA
Alnus glutinosa is the source of this 1533-nucleotide messenger RNA. RefSeq lists its product as uncharacterized. Bases 1 to 1533 code for a protein of 510 amino acids. NCBI's taxonomy places the organism in Eukaryota, Viridiplantae, Streptophyta, Magnoliopsida, Fagales, Betulaceae. The record is from RefSeq and is a predicted model, not a curated record. The transcript is spliced from 6 exons. Gene Ontology annotation, molecular function: zinc ion binding.